Molecule: messenger RNA, 1010 nt
Organism: Phyllotreta striolata
Lineage: Eukaryota; Metazoa; Arthropoda; Insecta; Coleoptera; Chrysomelidae
Source: the annotation of a GenBank genome assembly
AAAAAAGAGAAAUAAACAAUAAAAGUGAGCAGAAAACCAGUUUGAAUUAUUUUAACGCUAACCAUCUAACGAAUCCCAUCAAUUCCUUGGAAAACGACCCGAUUUAAAUUCAAGAUCGACCGCUGUUGAGGCCAGUAUAUUGUUAAACAAUCUCAUUCGCACAUUAACAAGACAAUGGCUCUUACGCUGGUUUUUGCGCUUACUGUGGUAAUAAGCAGUCUCGGGGUAUUGGAAGCCAGGCAGCUGCCUUCUUAUAUUAAACCGUGCAGUAAAAGCGACCCGGAGCUGAACAAAUGUAUAAAAGAAAGGGCCAUCGAGGUCCUUCCGAGGAUUUUACAAGGCGAUAAAUCGUAUAAGAUACCGAGUUUUUCACCCUUCCGCAUCCCCCUUAUAGACGUUAAGGGCAGCUCGGGGUUGUCGUUUCAAUUGAAGGAUUUGGAAUUGGACGGUUUGAAUACCACUGAAAUAAGAACUAUCAAUUUUGAUAUACCGAAUAAGAAAAUAUCCGUAGAAGUGUUCAUAAAAGACACCAAAAUGAACGGCAGGUAUUCGGUGGAUGGGAAAAUAUUUUCCUUGUCUUUGAAAGGGGAAGGACCGGCAAAUUUCAAUUCUGAAAACGUAACAGUACAUUAUACUAUCGACUACGAAUUGAUCUUCAAAAAUAACAAGAACUUCAUCGACAUUAACAAUUUCAAGACGAAUUUGGAUCUGGACAUUGCCAAGACACAUUACUAUUUUGGAAAUUUGUUCGGCGGUAACAAAUUAUUAGGAGAUAAUUUGAAUCAAUUGCUCAACGACAAUCCCAAGGAAGUGGACGAAUUAUCAGGAGAUGCUAACAAAGUGAUAAUCAACAGCAUCGUGUCCAGUCUUUUCACCGCCCUCUUCAAAAUCGUGUCUUUCGACGAAAUCUUCGUGGAUUAAUCUACCGUUUUACGACCGACAUUUUGUGAUAAGUAGUUUGUAAUUAUUAGAUUGUAUUUACAUGUAUUAUUAAAUUUUAUGGCAUUACA